UGUGGCAGCGCUCCGCCAUAUUGACUGUUGUCUUGACUGGAGAAGAUAGGGAAACAUUUGUGAUCCUAGAACAAAUAGAAACCGUGCUUUUAAACAUCUCUAAACUAGUGCAACCGUGACCAAAGGAUAUAUCCGAUAUCUGCGUGAUGGCGAGGAAGAAAAACAAACAACAAGGAGUCGCGAGCAAGGAGUUAGUGUCCGGACAACAGAGCAUAUCGAAGAGCCCCGUCUCUCCCGGAGAUGCAGCUGGCGGUGAUGCAGGGCUGGAUAGACUGGCGGCCAGGGCGAACCAGCCGAGGCACACCUGCUGCCUCCUGUGUCACCGUGAGUUUAAGGACUGGGGGGCGAGCUCUGCCAACGGUCUGCCUGGGGGUCACGGGGCGAAGCUAGCUGACGCUGUCCCAGCCCUGUCCCAGGCCCUGCUCCGAGAGGUGCCGGGCCAGAAGCUGUCCGACACCGUGCCUUCGCUGAGCCAGUCUCUACUGGGAGAGGUUCCGCUCUGGAUCUGCCAGAGCUGCCGGAAGAGUGUUGAGGAAGAGGAGAGACAGAGCACCCAGGAAACGCCUGCACCGGUUCCGUUGUCCCACUCAUCGUUGUGUAAGGCUCAGAGUUGUGGGAAUGGUUACCCAGAGCAGAGCUCGGUAGACUGGGACCCAUCCUCCUUCCUCUCAGCCCACAAGCUUUCUGGUCUCUGGAACUCGGCUCACAGCAACGGAGGGAUCCACUGCAACCACAGCACUGCCUCGCACGCACAGCAAGGAACAGGGGGACCAGCGUGUCACGAGAAGCGAGGCUCUCAUGAGGCUCCUGGGAAAUCUGCUAAAAUGCCUGGGGCCAAAGUGUGCCCCUACAGUCACCCUUCCCAGAAUUCCAGUGGUUCUUCCCCCGGGAACCUGCUCUCUACCUCCGGGGACCUCUGUAAGACCACCCCAAAGCACUUCAAGACCAUGUGCCGACGACCAACACCGCCUGGUGAAGCAUUCCACCCCAGCGACCACCACCAACACUCAGACCUAUCUGUCCCCCCCAACAGCCCCACUGGCCUCUCCUCCUCCUCUCAGCAUUCCUCUCUCCUGCCCCUCAAGCAGAGCUCCGGAGGGCAGCAGCACGGCCAUGUCACAUCCUCCUCUUCCGGUCUAGCUGCUCACGCCCCCUUCUCCCCGCUGGUACCAAACCUCCACGUCCCCUCGGCAGGGGCCAAGCUGGGGGCCCUGGGUGGCCCUGACUGCUCAGCAGGGGCCAAGCUGGGGGCCCUGGGUGGCCCUGACUGCCCAACAGGGGCCAAGCUGGGGGCCCUGGGUGGCCCUGACUGCCCAACAGGGGCCAAGCUGGGGGCCCUGGGUGGCCCUGACUGCCCAGCAGGGGCCAAGCUGGGGGCCCUGAGUGGCCCUGACUGCUCAGCAGCGGCCCUCCAUAAGCCCUUGGCAUGUAAGAACUCACACAUUCCUCCUGUGAACAGCCAGCACAGCAAACUGGGCCCCUCCCUGAUGGGCUGUAACCACCCCUGUAAUGGCCACAGUGGGGGCGCUGCCCUCUUCCAACGGAGACAGGUCAGCCAUGUUAUACCUGUCAUAACUGCUCUAGACCAUGAGCUCAGGGGGGACAUGGCUGUUAUACAGUCACCCAGCUUCGGAGCUGGAGGAGGGAGAGGACGGCUCCAUAUUAUACUCAUCAGUUCUGAGAGGAGCUCCUGUGCUUCCUCCUCAAACAACCAGAAGGAUGGGAAGUACUGUGACUGCUGCUACUGUGAGUUCUUCGGACACAACGCGCCCCCGGCGGCUCCGACCAGCCGUAACUACACAGAGAUCCGAGAGAAGCUCCGGUCCCGUCUGACGCGUCGUAAGGAGGAGUGUCUACCCCAGAGACGGGACUCUGACCCGGCCGUGUCCACCUCCAUCGACCACCGAGACGUGGACGAGCUGCUGGACUUCAUCAACUCCUCAGAGCACAAACCAGCCAACAGCGCUAAGGCUGCCAAGCGGGCACGUCAUAAACAGAAGAAGAAGGAGAAGCAGACCCAGGCGGGUAGUGGUGAUGGUGAGGGAGCUGGUAGCGACCCCCCCUCCACCCCUCCAGAGCCCAGUGAGGACCCAGACCACCUCAGCCUGGAGGAGGAGGAGGAUUUGGAUGGGGAGUACGGUGAGGGCCCGGAGGCUAGUCGGCUGCUGGAGUGGCCCCAGCUGGAACUAGAGAGGGUCAACUCCUUCCUGACCUCUCGGCUAGAGGAGAUCAAAAACACCAUCAAGGACUCUAUCCGGGCCUCGUUCUCCAUGUACGACCUCAACCUGGAUGUGAAUGACUUCCCCAAAAAGGCGGCUACUCUGGAGGGCAACCAUCUUCUCUCCCACCUCAACGGCUCCUCCUGUUCUGACCUGCAGCAGAUAGACCUCGACCUGGCCCCUCUCUCCCUGGGUACCUUCAAGAGCCAUCUUGACCUGGUCAGCGGCUGGGAGGAGGCCCAUCCCCGGGACAACUCCCCCAUCGGCCCCAUCUCACCCCCGGCUUGUGCUACUGUACCUGGAGUAGGGGGACCAUGGGCUGCGGCUGGUACUGGGGCAAAGGAUGUUCAGAGGCUCCACACCACCCCCAGCCUCUCCAAGCUGAUCCGGGUGCGCUCCCCAGAGAGGUGCCCCUCUGCUAGGCCUGAGAAUAAACACCAGGCCCCUGCUUCGAUCCAGACCCAGGCCUCUAUUAAGGUAGCUAAGCCUAAAGACGAGACCCUAGCGGAGCCCAAGAACAUUACUACCCCUACUCCUGGGGUUAAUGUUGGGGCUGGUAAGAACAUUACUACUCCUGGGUCUGGGGUUAAUGUUGGGGCUGGUAAGAACAUUACUACUCCUGGGUCUGGGGUUAAUGCUGGGGCUGGUAAGAACAUUACUACUCCUGGGUCUGGGGUUAAUGCUGGGGCUGGUAAGAACAUUACUACUCCUGGGUCUGGGGUUAAUGCUGGGGCUGGUAAGAACAUUACUACUCCUACUCCUGGGGUUAAUGCUGGGGCUGGUAAGAACAUUACUACUCCUGGGUCUGGGGUUAAUGCUGGGGCUGGUAAGAACAUUACUACUCCUGGGUCUGGGGUUAAUGCCGGGGCUGGUAAGCUGAAGAAGGGCAAGAAGCAGCAACGUCAGGACCAGCUGCCUCCAGAACAGAACCAGAUCAGACCCGGAUCCAAAGCAGCUGUGGAGUUGCAGAAAACUGUUUCCAACAGUUCUGAUGCUGUGGGUUCUAAGGCUGGUUCUGGUUCCAAACCACCACCUCACUCAGCUGAGAGCCAGAGAACCGGGGCAAGGAGGGCAGAGGAGACCAGACCCACCCGUCAGCAGGCCACCAACGGGACAGUGAGUAGCUCUGGUGCUCCCAGCACCCAAAGAGGGAAGGGGGAGGAGCAAGAGGCCAAAGGUCACUCUGUCACCUCAACCAAUCACAACCAAGCCCAGCAGCAGCAGCAACCCAAGGGGAAGAAUAAGAAGAACAAGAACAAGGGAGAGAAAACCAGCCGCAACAUCGACGAUGUGUUUCUCCCUAAAGACGUGGACCCAAAAGAAAUGGAUGAGAUUGAUCGUGAGGUGGAAUAUUUCAAAAGGUUUUGCCUUGACUCUGCUAAACAGACCCGUCAGAAGGUUGCAGUAAACUGGUCCAACUUUACCCUCAAAAAGGUUCCUUCCAACGCAGCCCAGUAACUGACGGGUUCUAGAAUGCAGAACCCCCCCCAACACAACUAUGUCCAUACAACCGCGACGGCCUGAGGCCUUCUCUCAUUCCCACUCUUCGUCCUCCUCCUCGUUUUCCUCACCAAGCCAAGGGACCCUGGUGCAACACCAUUUUCCAUUCAGGACUGCGAUACUGCGUUGCUAUUGGCUGACAGCCAGGGAUCAUUCACACACAGGGGCGACUGAGACUAGACUUUGCUGUUUUGCAACGAGGGAGAAGAGAUCCAGGUUGAAACAUGGAGAACUGACACCCUUCUGUUUAUCAGAUCUAAUCUACUGUGUACUUCUAUGUAGUAUGGAAAACAGUUACCUUAUACAAUAAAAAAUGUGUUUUUAUUGCAAUUGUGGCACAUUUUAACAUUG
Messenger RNA from Oncorhynchus tshawytscha (Chinook salmon), 4070 nucleotides. It is a transcript of the gene fam193b, whose product is annotated as family with sequence similarity 193 member B. The transcript is spliced from 11 exons. Lineage: Eukaryota; Metazoa; Chordata; Actinopteri; Salmoniformes; Salmonidae. The coding region runs from base 147 to 3677 and encodes 1176 amino acids. Gene Ontology annotation, cellular component: cytoplasm; nucleus. The record is from RefSeq and is a predicted model, not a curated record.